Molecule: messenger RNA, 1549 nt
Organism: Rhododendron vialii
Lineage: Eukaryota; Viridiplantae; Streptophyta; Magnoliopsida; Ericales; Ericaceae
Product: F-box protein At5g49610-like
Exons: 1
Coding region: 48-674 (208 amino acids)
Molecular function (GO): protein binding
Source: RefSeq, a predicted model, not a curated record
GCAGUUGUGUUGAGAAAGUCUUGGCAAAUCCUCCACACCAAAAAAACAUGGAGAACGAGGCUACGGCCAUUGAAGGGAUGGAGCUGCUGACAGAAGAUGUGUUGAUGGAGAUCUUAUCUCGUCUCUCCGUGAAAUCACUUCUUCGAUGCAAAUCAGUCUCCAGAAACUGGUAUUCUCUCAUCCGAAACCCUAGCUUCAUCUCCCUCCACCACAUCCGUGCCCAACCCCACGACUGCGUCUCGCUCGUUCGCACUGACAACAAUUAUACCUACCAUUGGUUCUUUUAUUUAUUCCCCUACCAAACUUCAAUCCAACAUCUAGAUCUCUCUUUCACCGAGAGGCUAGACCUUAGUUGUUUCAGGAUCCAUGGCUCUUGUAACGGGCUCAUGUGUCACUCCGAGAUGUUGAGGUCGAAUAUCAUGAUAUGCAACCCUGCAACGAGAGAAUGUAGGCUACUCCCUCAACCCCCUUAUCAUACUUGGUUUACUAAUUAUGUAGGAUUUGCUUUUGAUUCCAAAACCAAUGAUUAUAUAGUGGUCAGGGUCGCCAUCCUCUAUGAAUUUUCUAUCCAUGAUUAUUUAGUGGAUAAGGACUUUGAACCCACACCCGUUGAUUAUAAAAUUCGUUAUAAAAUUCAGAUCUAUGGCAUGAGUAGACUCAUGGAAAGAAAUUGAAGCUACAGUGCCCAACCAUGAGUUCGAUCUUGUGAUCAUCCUUCCACGUCAUUGGAUGGGGUUUUCUACCGGCUAAGUUAUAUUGUUUCGAUUGAGGUCUACGCUAUUGAUGUCUUAAACACGGUUGAGGGAUCGUUCGAACGAAGAUCCUUGCCCGUCGGAGUUGGCUUUGAAUUAUGUAGUACUCUUUGUCUUCUAGAUGAUUCCAUUGCCCUUGUUGUGCCAAAGUAUGACAGCCAAGUAGGAGAGACACGCUUUGAUGUUUGGUUAAUGGACAAAUACAAAGUUAAGGAGUUUUGGACUAAAAAGUACACUGUUGGGCCCCUCUUAGGAAGUUACAAACCCUUUACGUUUUGGCCAAAUAGCGAGGUUCUUCUGGCUGGGUGCAAAAAUAGGCAGAUUGUGUCUUACAACCUCAGUACAGGGGACAUAAAAGGAUACAAACAGAUAUGCGAUUUCCAAGGACUACUACAAUAUAUGGCACAAGUUUUUCCAUACUCAGAGAGCUUAGUUUCUGUCAAGAGACGAGUUGAUUUAGUUUAACCAAGAUGGUGCUACAUUUACCCGUUGCUAGUCAAGAAGACGAAGGUGAUAAGGCAUACCAAUCAGCUUCUGAAAGUUCUUCGUAAUAGUCUUCUACUCAAGCACCGUGGAACUAUGAAGCAGUUUAUUCAGGUUUGCAUAUCUGUUGAAAAGUGUGAAAGGAUCCAAUUUCCAGGUCUUGGACAAUGGACAUAUAUCUAUUUUCAAUUUUUAUUGUCUGUACCUGUGUUUGCUUCCUAUGUAAUCUAAUUGUGGGCUUCAUAUCUGAUAUUGAACCUUGGUUUCAACUUAUAUUGGGAAGGAGAUACAUUUGGUUAAACUUUAAACCGUAA